Molecule: messenger RNA, 2475 nt
Organism: Penicillium diatomitis
Lineage: Eukaryota; Fungi; Ascomycota; Eurotiomycetes; Eurotiales; Aspergillaceae
Gene: dbp4
Product: RNA-dependent ATPase HCA4
Exons: 1
Coding region: 1-2475 (824 amino acids)
Biological process (GO): rRNA processing
Cellular component (GO): nucleus
Molecular function (GO): nucleic acid binding; ATP binding; RNA helicase activity
Source: RefSeq, a predicted model, not a curated record
AUGGCGCCGCCAAAGACCUCUCAUGGGAAAGGUCCCAAGCAAAAACAUAAUUCUGAGAGAACGUUGAAGCGCAAACGUGGGGAGGAUGAGCUUGUCUCUCUCACUCAGAAAGUGGAGGAUCUCGAUCUCAAGGCCGCUGUCAAAAACUUCUCCGACUUGCCUCUCUCCGAUCCUACGGCGCGCGGUCUUGCCGCGUCGCAUUACAAAAUCCUGACCGAUAUCCAGUCGCGCGCAAUCGGUCACGCACUCAAGGGUCGUGAUAUUCUCGGUGCCGCAAAGACAGGUAGCGGCAAAACUCUUGCGUUCUUGGUCCCGGUACUGGAGAACCUUUACCGCAAACGAUGGACGGAAUACGAUGGAUUGGGUGCCUUGAUUCUGGCGCCGACUCGCGAGCUCGCCAUUCAGAUUUUCGAGGUGCUUCGCAAGGUCGGCCGGUAUCACACUUUCUCUGCGGGUCUGGUCAUCGGUGGAAAAAGCUUGCGCGAGGAACAGGAACGGUUGGGCCGCAUGAACAUAUUGGUCUGCACACCGGGACGUAUGCUUCAACAUUUGGACCAGACGGCCAUGCUGGAGACCCACAACCUGCAAUUGCUAGUCAUGGAUGAGGCCGACCGAAUUCUUGAUAUGGGUUUCCAGAAAACGGUGGAUGCCAUCAUCGAUCAUAUCCCGAAAGAGCGCCAAACGAUGCUGUUCAGUGCCACACAGACGAAGAAAGUGGGGGAUCUGGCUCGACUGAGCCUUCAGGAUCCAGAGUAUGUCGCAGUCCAUGAGACUGCCACUGCCGCCACACCGGCCACCCUUCAACAACACUACACCAUUACCCCCUUGGCGUCCAAGCUGGAUAUUCUGUGGAGCUUCAUUCGCAGCAACCUCAAGUCCAAAACCAUUGUUUUUCUAUCGUCGGGAAAACAAGUCCGAUUCGUCUACGAGUCCUUCCGCCACUUACAGCCCGGUAUCCCUCUGAUGCAUCUACACGGGAAGCAAAAGCAGGGAGGCCGACUAGAUAUUACAACCAAGUUCUCUCAGUCUCAACACGCUGUUCUCUUCGCCACAGAUGUGGCGGCUCGUGGUCUUGAUUUCCCCGCUGUGGACUGGGUUAUUCAGGUCGAUUGCCCCGAAGAUUGCGAUACAUACAUUCACCGAGUUGGCCGAACCGCCCGAUAUGAGCGCGCCGGUCGUGCGGUGCUCUUCUUGGAUCCGAGUGAGGAAAAGGGCAUGCUCAAGCGACUUGAGCAGAAGAAGGUACCCAUUGAAAAGAUCAACAUCAAGGCCAACAAACAGCAGAGCAUCAAGAAUCAGUUGCAAAAUAUGUGUUUCAAGGAUCCAGAGCUGAAAUAUCUGGGCCAGAAAGCCUUCAUUUCCUACGUGAAAUCAAUUUACGUCCAGAAGGACAAGGAAAUUUUUAACCUGAAGGAGCUGAAGCUGGAUGACUACGCUGCGAGUCUGGGACUUCCUGGUGCGCCCCGCAUCAAGUUCAUCAAGGGAGACGACACAAAGGAGCGAAAGAAUGCUUCAUGGCGGAUGGCCCACCUCAGCGACUCGGAGAACGAAUCUGAUGCCGAAGGGCGUUCUCAAAAGGACAAGAAGGGUGACAAGGAAGUCCGGACUCGCUACGACCGUAUGUUUGAGCGGAGGAACCAGGAUGUGCUGGCUGGACAUUACUCUAAGCUUAUCAAUGACGACGGUACAAUGAUUGAUCCGGGCGUUGCCAAUGCCGCGGGUGAAGACGCUGACGAGGAUGCCGAUUUCCUUUCGGUCAAGCGCGUGUUCAGUGCUGGCGAUGCUAACCUUGGAAAAUCUGAUUCUUCUGAUUCUGACUCGUCGAGCGACGAGGAUGAUGAGAAGAAAGAGGAGAAGAGCGCCAAUGGUGCCAAGGUGAUUCAACUGGAUGAAAAGAAUCAGUUGAUCAUUGACUCCAAGCGCCGGGAGAAGCUUCUCAAGUCGAAGAAGAAGUUGCUUAAGUUCAAGGGCAAGGGUACUCGACUCGUAUAUGAUGAUGAGGGCAACGCUCAUGAAGUCUACGAGAUGGAGGACGAAGAAACAUUCAAAUCUCGUGGUGACGCGGAUACCCAACGUGAGCGCUUCUUGGCGGAGGAAGCCGAACGUACGCGUCUUGCCGAUCUCGAAGAUAAAGAGGUUGCGCGCGAGAAACGACGUGAGAAGAAAGAGAAACGCAAGGCUCGUGAGCGUGCACUUGCCGCCGAGGGUGCGACAGACGAUGCGGACGAAGAGGCUGGAGUUUCUCAUGGGUUGCCCUAUGUUCCCUUCGAGAUUCCCGGAUCUGACUCCGCCUCUGAAGCUGAAGAACGAGUCGAGUCGUCCCGACCCAGCAAAAAGCCACGGGUCUCCUUCGCACACUCCAACUCGGACAGCGAGAACGAAUCUCAUCAGAAGUCUGCAAAGGGCAAGAAAGCUGCUCCUCAAAUCGAGACCCUUGGCGAUCUCGAGGCAUUGGCCAGUGGCUUGUUGGGCUAA